AUGCCGGCGGCGGCAGGGGACGGGCUCCUGGGGGAGCCGGCGGCGCCUGGGGGCGGCGGCGGCGGCGCGGAGGACGCGGCCAGGCCGGCGGCGGCCUGCGAGGGAAGUUUCCUGCCGGCCUGGGUGAGCGGCGUGCCCCGCGAGCGGCUCCGCGACUUCCAGCACCACAAACGCGUGGGCAACUACCUCAUCGGCAGCAGGAAACUGGGCGAGGGCUCCUUCGCCAAGGUGCGCGAGGGGCUGCACGUGCUGACCGGGGAGAAGGUGGCCAUAAAAGUCAUCGAUAAGAAGAGAGCCAAAAAGGACACCUAUGUCACCAAAAACCUGCGGCGAGAGGGUCAGAUCCAGCAGAUGAUCCGUCACCCCAAUAUCACUCAGCUCCUUGAUAUUUUAGAGACGGAAAACAGCUACUACCUGGUCAUGGAGCUGUGCCCUGGGGGCAACCUGAUGCACAAGAUCUAUGAGAAGAAGCGGCUGGAGGAGUCUGAAGCCCGCAGAUACAUCCGACAGCUCAUCUCCGCUGUAGAGCACCUGCACCGGGCUGGGGUGGUCCACAGAGACUUGAAGAUAGAGAAUUUGCUACUAGAUGAAGACAAUAAUAUCAAGCUGAUUGACUUUGGUUUGAGCAACUGCGCAGGGAUCCUGGGUUACUCGGAUCCGUUCAGCACGCAGUGUGGCAGCCCUGCCUACGCCGCACCUGAACUGCUCGCCAGGAAGAAAUACGGCCCCAAAAUCGAUGUCUGGUCCAUGUUUGCACAGAUAGAAGAGAGUGAUGAGUGCUGCCUAGAGGCACACGUGAGCCCGAAUGUAGUGGAGCCGCACAUUGCUGAAGCCUGGGCUCCCAGUUACUUCGCAGGAAUCAGAACCCUGGCCAGAGACCCAGAGAUCACCCCAGCAGUGGCUCGGGAUGGGCAGGCGAGGUGGCGAGUCCCCUGUGAUGGUAGCUUUCACUGGUGUCUGCGUUCAGCCUGUAACAUGCGCACGUUCUUUCCCGAAUGUCUCCCAGGUGCCAUCAGUUUCCUGCGCUCUCUCCUGGAACCGGAUCCUGUGAAGAGGCCAAAUAUUCAGCAGGCACUGGCGAAUCGCUGGCUCAAUGAGAAUUACACGGGCAAAGUGCCCUGUAAUAUCACCUAUCCCAACAGGAUUUCUCUGGAAGACCUGAGCCCAAGCGUCGUGCUGCACAUGACCGAGAAGCUGGGUUACAAGAACAGCGACGUGAUCAACACCGUGCUCUCCAACCGCGCCUGCCACAUCCUGGCCAUCUACUUCCUCUUAAACAAGAAACUGGAGCGCUAUUUGUCAGGGAAAUCUGACAUCCAGGACAGCCUCUGCUACAAGACCCGGCUCUACCAGAUAGAAAAGUACAGGGCCCCCAAGGAGUCCUAUGAGGUGAGCCUCUCUGGCCACUGGACAAGGGAUCUUGAAUUCCAUGCUGUGCAGGAUAAAAAGCCCAAAGAACAAGAAAAAAGAGGGGAUUUUCUUCAUCGACCAUUCUCCAAGAAGUUGGACAAGAACCUGCCCUCGCACAAACAGCCCUCAGCCUCGCUCAUGACACAGAUUCAGAACACCAGAGCCCUCCUGAAGGACCGGAAGGCCUCCAAGUCCAGCUUCCCCGACAAAGAUUCCUUUGGCUGCCGCAAUAUUUUCCGCAAAACCUCUGACUCCAAUUGUGUGGCUUCUUCCUCCAUGGAGUUCAUCCCCGUGCCACCACCCAGGACCCCGAGGAUUGUGAAGAAACCGGAGCCCCAUCAGCCAGGGUCCGGAAGCACCGGCAUCCCCCACAAGGAAGACCCCCUGAUGCUGGACAUGGUGCGCUCCUUCGAGUCUGUGGACCGAGACGACCACAUAGAAGUGCUGUCUCCCUCUCAUCACUACAGGAUUCUGAACUCCCCGGUCAGCUUGGCUCGCAGAAAUUCCAGCGAGAGGACGCUGUCCCCGGGGCUGCCGUCCGGAAGCAUGUCGCCUCUCCAUACUCCUUUGCAUCCAACUCUGGUCUCUUUUGCUCAUGAAGAUAAAAACAGCCCCCCAAAAGAGGAGGGCCUGUGUUCCCCACCUCCGGUUCCCAGCAAUGGCCCUAUGCAGCCUCUGGGGAGCCCGAAUUGUGUGAAAAGCCGAGGCCGGUUCCCCAUGAUGGGCAUCGGACAGAUGCUGAGGAAGCGCCAUCAGAGUCUGCAGCCAUCUGCAGAUAGGCCCCUGGAGGCCAGCCUGCCCCCGCUGCAGCCCCUAGCCCCCGUGAACCUUGCCUUUGACAUGGCCGAUGGGGUCAAGACCCAGUGCUAACUUGAGCCAGCGGGAUGUGGGGUAUCUCUAGCAAAUAGCAGCGAAACAGAGCUCCACACAACUGUCAGGGUGUGAACAUUCCAAGGCCUCGCUUGGAGCAUCCUUAGUGGCCCCAUUGGUUCCUGCCGUGCAGUAUCCCACCUGUAGCUGAAUCCACAGACCCAAAGCCUGCACAACCCAACCUCACUUAGGGACCCCCAGAGAUGCUGGAAUCGCCAGGAGGGUUGGCUCCAGGGGCAGCCAAUCUCUAUCUUUCAGAUCUUCCUUCCUCUCAACCGCUCACCAACCCCUUCCAGUUCCCACUUCCCCCAGGCUUGGAGGGAAAACGGGGCAUCAGCCUUCUGGGGCCAUCAGAUGAUGGACUGUUACCAGAUCUUUCUUCACACUGUGCUACAUGUGUGCCUCUCACAGCGGUUGGCCACAGUCACAGGGAGAGAACAACAUCGCAGUCAUUCCUCCAGGCCACGUUUCCUCUGCGGAGUGUGGCAGCCCCGCCUUUCAUAGCAGGGACUCCCCAAAGGCCAGCAGGAGCCCGGGGCAGGCCCAGGAUCCUCAGAGGAAGACGGAGAGGAGCUUCGGACCAAGAUCAAAGCAAAUGGUGGGGAACGCGACAGAAGAGAGAGACUGAAGGAGACACUCACUUCCCUAGCAAGAUUUUGAUAGAUUUUUGUUGUUGUUGUUGAAACGUGCUAAUGAUUGAAUUAUCUUUUCCAAAGAGAUUUUUUUUUAAAAAAUGUGAUGUCGGUAAAUUGAAAUAACAUACUUUUUUAAAACUUGGAUGGAGAGAUGAGAAGCAAUUCCACCAAACUCGUGUUUUCACGGGAGGGGUCAGUGUGGAGAGCAAAAAAGCUGACUGUGGUGAUGUGUGGAGUGCUGUGGCCCACAGGCAGGGCACGUCUCGGUGGUCCUGUGUUCAUCCUGUUGUUUAAGGCAUAGCCCUGAUCCUUCUGGGAGGCAUAGAACACGGUCACAGCUGGUUCUGUAGAAAGAGAGAAAAGACGAUCGUGACAAUUCAGAGCAUAAUUCGGAUGGCGAGAUGGCAGCGUUACCUCUGUGUGAUGCGGAUUUCAAGGGGCCCACAGAACUCAUGCAGCCCAAAGCUCAGCGAGUUUGCUGGGAGCUGGGAGCAGGCUUGCCUGGCAGAGAACCUGUUCAGAUACGGACCAGUUUCUUCUUCGAGGAAAGCCGAGCUCCUCAAACAGGGUUCAGUCCACAUUGUGUUUUCACACCUUUCUCCAAGGAUCGAACCAAAGAUGCGUCUCCAGUAUUGUGUCUGUGCCCCCCGUGUGUGUGUUUUGUGGACCCCUGUUGUUGUCUGACUGUAUCCAGCUGGCACUUGGCAGGGUGCACUCAUUGGUGAGAAGAAUCAGAAAAAGAAGACUUAUCAGCACAGGUGGGAUAGGGGUUAGUGUAGGAGACUGGUUACAGAAUGGCCUGGAGUCUUCAAAUUUUGACCAGUGCAGGUGUGACCAGAGACCGCCUCUGUGGCCACCUCGGAUAGUCAUCUCAGUCCAUGGAUCCCAAAACACAAAUCUAGAAUUGCAAAGCCAGCCUUUAUUUUCCUGGCAGGCAGCCUUGCCAGAGGGCAGAGAGGUAGUUCUGAAUCACUCUCUUAUUCACUAGUGGUGACAUCCCUUAGUCCCUCACGUCUCUGACAGAGCAGGAGAGAAUGGAUAUUUGGCCGACCUUGGUGAGACCUGGAGCUGCCUCCUUUCUCCCUAGGGGAUCACCCCAGCUCGAGGGCAUUCUAGGAUGAGGUCAGACCCCUUGGCGAUUGGUGUUAUUUUUUGUAUAGCUUCAGACUGGGUUCCAGAACUUACCAUUGAAAACAGAGCUUUUAGGCCAGGCGUGGUGGCUCAUGCCUGUAAUCCCAGCACUUUGGGAGGCCGAGACGGGUAGAUCGCUUGAGCCCAGGAGUUCGAGAGCAGCCUGGGCAACAUGGUGAAAGCCCUUCUCUACCAAAAAAUACAAAAAAAAAAAUAGCUGGGUGUGGUGGCAGGUGCCAGUAGUCCCCGCUACUUGCGGGGCUGAGGUGGGAGGAUCACUUGAACCUAGGAGAUCGAGGCUGCAGUGAGCCAAGAUCAUGCUACUGCACUCCAGCCUGGGUGGCAAAGUGAGACCCUGUCUCCAGAAAAAAAGAAAAUAGAGUUUUAUAAGCAGAGAGAAGAAAAGAAUCAUCUAAGACCAUCUCUCCAUUUGACAUGAAGUGUACCUUUUCUAAAGAUGGUUUCCAGCUGCCACGGCUCCAAUUGGCAGGCUCACAGGGUGUAUACCUGUGCAUUGGGAACUUUCUGGAGCCCCUGAUGCCUUUUCCUUGAGAACAGGAGCGCUUCCGCCUUGCCAUGAGCUCGUGGAGAACAUGCUUCUCAUUCCUGGCAUGCUUCAAGCACGGCUGCAGAUGUGCCGCUAACUGACCGCGUUGCCGUUGGUGACCUGGACUCUGAACUCAGGUUUAUUCUAAACCCAGUGAGAGGUGAGGGGGAGUGAGGAAAGGGGAUCAACUGUAUUUUUGUGCGUGUAUGGGCACCCGACAAAUCUAUGAAACCGAGUGAAAGGAGAAAUGUUAGAGUCUUUAUUAUUUUAUUAUAUUUAUAUGGAAAGCUUGGCUCUCCCUUUGGUAAGUCCGAAACAUGUUGUCUGUUUGACCGUGACUGUCUUCCUCAGUCUGUGCCUGUGAUUCCAGUCACCCUGUAGUUACUGACAGAAAUUGACUGGACUGUCAUUGUGUGAAGUCCAGGAGGAAAAGUCCAUUUUAAUUGUACGAUUUGGUCAUAAGCAAGGACUAUAUUUAUGUCACCAUUAUUAGCUAUAUGUACUUUUGUAAUGACUGUGAAAUACACUUUUCCCUCACUA
Messenger RNA from Cercocebus atys (sooty mangabey), 5133 nucleotides. RefSeq names its product hormonally up-regulated Neu-associated kinase (gene HUNK). Gene Ontology annotation, cellular component: cytoplasm. Gene Ontology annotation, biological process: protein phosphorylation; intracellular signal transduction. The transcript has 11 exons. The record is from RefSeq and is a predicted model, not a curated record. Bases 1 to 2280 code for a protein of 759 amino acids. Gene Ontology annotation, molecular function: ATP binding; protein serine/threonine kinase activity. NCBI's taxonomy places the organism in Eukaryota, Metazoa, Chordata, Mammalia, Primates, Cercopithecidae.